AUGUCUGGCCACGUACCCUCCUCGUGGCAAGAUCUUCCUCUCAUGGGAGAAGUAGGAAACCUCUGCCCUCGCCUCCCAGAGCCCGUGAAGAGCAAGAGGCCCGCUUCCGAAGUCAAGAGCACGACCGUUGAGGAAGAUGGCAUCCCCGACCCCCUCAUGGUUCCCGAGGUUGCUCCCGCACUCCUCAAAUACGAAAACCAUCAAUGGGCUUGCUGGUCCUGCAGAAUCAAGUUCUUCGUCGCCAUCAAGGACCUGAUGCCGCCACUCAAGCGAUCCAAGCCCAAUAACAGACUCGCUGGCAUCAAGGAUCCGGCUGUGCGAGAUUUCAUCAUCGCCGCUGAGGAGCGACUCGCGAAAGCCAAGAGCGGCAAAGCGCCCGAAGAGAAGCCAAAGUGCACCUACCCCACCAAGUUUGAGGACAUUGAUUUCUCCACUGCCACUGUCAUGACGACUGAGGAAGACUUCGCGGCAUUUUUGGAGGAGCACCCCUUUGGCCUCAAGGAGCCCAAGGAAGGUUUCGAUGUUCAGGCUCCUGCUCAGGCGAUCUGUUCCGCGAUACAUUUGAGCAAGCUGCGACGAGCAAGCCAGCGCUGUUGA
Molecule: messenger RNA, 597 nt
Organism: Fusarium graminearum PH-1
Lineage: Eukaryota; Fungi; Ascomycota; Sordariomycetes; Hypocreales; Nectriaceae
Exons: 4
Coding region: 1-597 (198 amino acids)
Source: RefSeq, a predicted model, not a curated record